Chironomus riparius is the source of this 1131-nucleotide messenger RNA. The record is from the annotation of a GenBank genome assembly. NCBI's taxonomy places the organism in Eukaryota, Metazoa, Arthropoda, Insecta, Diptera, Chironomidae.
UUAAAAGAAUAAAAGCAUAAACUUAACCUAGAAAUGAUGAAAAAUUUGAUAAUUCUGCUUAUGAUUGUGACUUGUGUAUUGGCUAACAAGCACAGCAAAGACAGUAAUGAAAGGCAAAAUAGAAGAAAAUUUGAUAGUCAUUUAAAAAGAUAUGGAAAGAAGUAUAAAGAUUUACCCGAGGAAGUAAGAGCUAGACGUCAAAACAACUACUUAAAAAAUUUAGAUUUCAUCGAAAAACACAACAAAAAUCCAAAAAAUAAGUUCCAACUUGGUUCUAAUGAAUUUUCCGAUCGUGACCCAAAAACAUUUGUUAAAGAAAUGUGCCGUACAGAAUUGCCACAAAUGACUCGUGGACUUCCACUUCCACCAUCAAUUUAUACGUCAACAACUCCAGCAAGAUCUGCUGUUGACUGGCGUACCCAAUAUACUCAACCAAUUGUUAGUCAAGGAGGAUGUGCAUCAUGUUCUGCAUUCUCAGUUGUUUCUGUUAUUGAGGCUUAUAAUGAAAUCAGAGGCAGAGGAAAAACUGCGAUGUCACAGCAAAAUAUUGUUGAUUGUCACUCAGUCAAAUGUCUAGGUGGAUGGCCAAAAUCUAUUUUCGAUUGGUUGAAAAAUUCUUAUGGCAAUAAGUUAGCUAGAGCUGUAGACUAUCCUUACACAUCUGGUUCGACAAAAACUGCAGGGUCAUGUAAAGUUGCCCAAUAUGCUCCAUUAAAUUUUACAAGCACCUUCCUAUUCGUCCCAAAUGGCAAUACUGCUACACUUAAACAAAUCAUUUCCAAUUACGGUCCAGUUGCUAUUGCAGUUCAAGUCACGAAUUCUGGACUUUUCCAAAAUUACAAAUCUGGAAUUUUCACUGAUGCUACAUGUCCUGGACCCAAUCAAUGUACCAUUAUUAACCAUGCUAUGGUUGCUGUUGGCUAUGGAAAGCUUACAACUGGUCAAGAAUAUUUUAUUAUUCGAAACUCAUGGGGAACAACCUGGGGAGAAGAUGGUUAUAUAAGAAUGGCAAUGAGCAACACGUGUAAUGUUGCUUGUUAUGCAAUGGGUAUUGAGUAGAUUAUAAAUAUAUUAUAAUUUCAUUGUACAAAGUUUUAUUUAAAUAAAGAAGCUAGUUUUCAAAAAUGCGUU